CGCGUCGUCCUCGAGACGGCGACGUGAGCAGGCAGGCACCAGGCUCGCGGCUCCCACCCCCGGUCGAUAGCUCUCCUCCUCUCUCGUCGUCGUCCGCGCCUACAAAACCAGACGAGGGGAGAGGGGAAGCUUCUCUCCUCCUCCCACCCCCACCCCACCCCCGUCGCUUUCCCAGGCCCUCCCGCCUCGCCGCGCUAGCCCCGGGGGAGCUAGCAUCAGCUUCCUCUGCUGCUGCUGCAGCCGCUUCGAGUAGCCGCCGCCGCGAGAUUCCAGUGGCGGGCGGGCGCCCCCAAUGGACGAGGAGAUCGGCGCCGCCGCCGCGCCGCAGGGCCAGUGGAAAUAUCACAAAGCUCUUUCCUUACUAGCGUUUCAGAGCUUUGGUGUGGUGUAUGGAGACCUGAGUACGUCGCCUCUUUAUGUCUUCAAAAGCGCACUGUCUGGACUGGACAAGUAUAGUGAUGAGGCGACCGUCUUUGGAUUGCUUUCACUGAUAUUUUGGACCUUGACACUCAUUCCGUUGCUAAAGUACGUCAUAAUUGUCUUGGCUGCUGACGAUAAUGGCGAGGGCGGGACGUUUGCUUUGUAUUCACUACUCUGCAGACAUGCAAAGAUGAGCCUGCUUCCAAACCAGCAAGCGGCAGAUGAAGAGCUGUCAACAUAUUAUCAGCCUGGGGUUGAUCGGACUGCUAUGUCCUCUCCAUUCAAAAGGUUUCUAGAGAAGCACAAGAAGCUGCGGACAUGUUUGCUUCUUUUUGUUCUGUUUGGAGCUUGCAUGGUGAUAGGUGAUGGCGUCCUUACACCCACCAUCUCUGUUUUGGCAGCCUUGUCUGGAUUACAAGACCGAGGCACAGGUGGAUUAGGAAAUGGUUGGGUAGUACUCAUUGCAUGUGUUGUGCUUGUUGGCCUCUUUGCGCUACAACACCGAGGUACUCAUAGGGUGGCAUUCGUGUUUGCCCCCAUUGUUGUACUUUGGCUCUUGAGCAUUGGUAUCAUUGGUCUCUAUAAUAUCAUCCACUGGAAUCCCAGAGUAUGUCUUGCUCUUUCCCCGCAUUAUAUUGUGAAGUUCUUCAAGAUAACAGGAAGAGAUGGUUGGAUUUCUCUAGGAGGAGUCCUUCUUGCCGUGACAGGCACUGAAGCUAUGUUUGCCGAUCUUGGCCAUUUCACUGCUGCAUCCAUCAGGCUGGCUUUUGUUGGUGUCAUAUAUCCCUGUCUUGUUCUGCAAUACAUGGGGCAGGCUGCGUUUCUUUCGAAGAACAUGUCUGAUGUACAUGACAGUUUUUACCUAUCAAUUCCACGUACUGUGUUUUGGCCCAUGUUUGUCCUGGCAUCUCUUGCUGCAAUUGUGGGCAGCCAAUCAAUUAUAUCUGCAACCUUCUCUAUUGUCAAGCAGUGCCUUUCUUUGGGAUGCUUUCCACGGGUGAAAGUUGUGCAUACAUCAAGGUGGAUCUAUGGCCAGAUUUACAUACCUGAGAUAAAUUGGAUUCUGAUGGUCCUUUGUUUAGCUGUGACAGUUGGCUUCCGUGACAUAAACAUUAUAGGAAAUGCUUAUGGUCUUGCGUGCAUCACUGUGAUGUUUGUUACGACAUGGCUGAUGGCACUGGUCAUCAUAUUUGUGUGGAAAAAGAAUAUCCUGCUUGCCUUGUCGUUCCUCAUAUUCUUCGGGUUAAUUGAGGGCGCAUAUCUGUCUGCAUCAUUCAUAAAGGUUCCUCAGGGAGGAUGGACUCCGAUUGCGCUUGCUUUUGUGUUCAUGUUCAUCAUGUACGUGUGGCACUACGGCACACGGCGAAAGUACCUGUUUGAUCUCCAAAACAAGGUCUCAAUGAAAUGGAUCCUUACACUUGGCCCGAGCCUUGGAAUCGUGCGUGUGCCUGGAAUCGGCCUCAUCUACACAGAGCUAGUGACUGGGGUGCCUGCCAUCUUCUCACAUUUCGUCACCAACCUGCCCGCAUUUCACCAGAUUUUGGUCUUCGUCUGCGUGAAGUCCGUGCCAGUGCCCUAUGUUCCAGCUGAUGAACGGUACCUCAUCGGGCGCAUCGGCCCCAGGCAGUACCGGAUGUACCGGUGCAUUGUGAGAUACGGUUAUAAGGAUGUGCAGAAAGACGAUGAGAACUUUGAGAACCACCUGGUGAUGAGCAUCGCCAAGUUCAUCCAAAUGGAAGCGGAGGAAGCCGCCUCUUCUGGAAGCUACGAGUCAUCGAACGAAGGAAGAAUGGCGGUCAUACACACCACCGAUGCAACCGGAACCGGUUUGAUCAUGAGAGACUCCAACGAAGGCACCUCCCUGACCAGGAGCAGCAAGUCAGAGACCCUCCAGAGCCUGCAGUCCAUCUACGAGCAGGAGUCGGGCAGCCUGAGCCGCCGCAGGGUCCGUUUCCAGAUCGCCGAGGAGGAGCAGAUCAAUCCGCAGGUGAGGGACGAGCUGUCGGACCUCCUGGAGGCCAAGGAGGCCGGCGUGGCGUACAUCAUCGGCCACUCCUACGUCAAGGCGAGGAAGAACUCCAACUUCCUGAAGUCGUUUGCGAUCGACUACGCCUACUCAUUCCUCCGUAAGAACUGCAGGGGCCCGUCGGUGACGCUGCAUAUACCCCACAUCAGUCUCAUCGAGGUCGGCAUGAUCUACUAUGUCUAGUGUAAUUUUUUGUCUGGUCUUUCGGAUCCCUGUCAGUGUCACCGAGCUUUCAGGCGAUGUAAAGAUGGGCGGUGGCCGGCCGAACAGGCUAAAGCUGCCAUCGUUCUGAAUUCCGGGGCUUUGGUGAACAUGUAAAUACACCAUGUUUCAGAUUUUCAGUUCAUGAUAGGUAACAUCAUUACUGCGAUCAACAACUACAAAGUUCGAACAUUCUUUGCUUGUGCCUGUCAGUAACUUCAAUUACCACGUAUUUGAGCAA
This is a messenger RNA of Triticum urartu, 2888 nucleotides long. RefSeq names its product potassium transporter 7. The record is from RefSeq and is a predicted model, not a curated record. Gene Ontology annotation, cellular component: membrane. Gene Ontology annotation, molecular function: potassium ion transmembrane transporter activity. Lineage: Eukaryota; Viridiplantae; Streptophyta; Magnoliopsida; Poales; Poaceae. Gene Ontology annotation, biological process: potassium ion transmembrane transport.